UUGUAAGGGUGUGCCAUUGUCCUCGGAUCACACGCACACAGAGACCAGGAUGGACGACGAUGAAAAGAGCAGCUUUAUCUCUGCCAGUGUUUCCUCGACAAAUGAAGUUGGAAAGUCUCUAAAUCAACCUGAACAACAAAAGAUAGAGAAAUCGGACCUCUUAAGAACUUUUGAAGAUUUGGGAGCCAAAGACUUUAAACGCUUCCAGUGGCUCCUGCAGCAGCCAGAGGUCCUUAAAGACUUCCCAGCAAUCCCAAAGAGUCGACUGGAGAAUGCAGACCGGAUGGACACAGUGGAUCAGAUGUUCCAGAUCUAUAGUAUAAACACUUUUAAAGUGACCAAGAUAGUUUUAGAAAAGAUGAAUCAGAAUGAUCUAGUUCUAGAUCUAGAGAAGUUAACAAAGACCGUUACAGAACCUGCAGAGAGUAUUGCUGCAAAGAAGAUAUACAAAAACCGUCUUCAUCAGAUCUAUGUAGAUCGGAUCUACUACACCAGUUUUUCUAGGCCUGGAAGUUACCCAUAUGGACAGGACUGGACUGGAGACGGACAAGAGAUGGCAGUUGGAAGUGACGGGUCAGGAAGUGAGAAUAGUGUAGGCCAGUGGUCAAAAAGUGGGAAAAAACGAAAGAAAGCAAUACAGCACAAAACUGAUAGAAUCUGCAGGUUUGAAGAUUUCGAGGUUGUCUUCAUCUUUGACGGUCUGGAUGACUGUCGACUUCCUCUUGAUUUCCACCACACUGAGAUCCUAACUGAUGUUACAGAGUCCACCUCAGCCCACGACACCUCCAGAGGGUUCAGCAGUAAAUCCCAGCGUCCCAGGUUCACUCCCUAG
This is a messenger RNA of Perca fluviatilis (European perch), 832 nucleotides long. RefSeq lists its product as uncharacterized. Lineage: Eukaryota; Metazoa; Chordata; Actinopteri; Perciformes; Percidae. The transcript is spliced from 5 exons. Bases 50 to 832 code for a protein of 260 amino acids. The record is from RefSeq and is a predicted model, not a curated record.